Messenger RNA from Neltuma alba, 600 nucleotides. RefSeq lists its product as uncharacterized. The transcript is spliced from 6 exons. The record is from RefSeq and is a predicted model, not a curated record. Bases 1 to 600 code for a protein of 199 amino acids. NCBI's taxonomy places the organism in Eukaryota, Viridiplantae, Streptophyta, Magnoliopsida, Fabales, Fabaceae.
AUGGAGGAUUCGGGAGCAAUUCUUUCUCACAUUUCAUCUCUAAAGGACAUGCUCGAUCAGGUUAAUGAAGAAAUCGAGGGUACUAUACAGAUCACGCGAGAGAUAGAAUCAGGGAUCGUGAAAUGUGAGGAAAUUGAGAGCGGUUUUGUGGCAAGAGAAGCAGAGUUGAUGAAAACAAUUUACAUGUUGCAGUUCGAGACUGUGGGAUAUGUCACCGUCGCUGAAAAGUUGAAGGCCUCUGUAAGUUCUUUGGAGAAGGAGCUAUGUGGCCUUAAGAUGAAGCGGGCCGACAUUGUAAAAAGAAUUACUGAAAAGAGGGAAAAUUUUACGGCUACGUGCCUUAGAUUUCAGGCUGACAUUGACGGGAGAGAAAAUUGUGAAGUAAGGGCAUUGUUGUCAGAGAAAGAUUCACUUGAAAAUGAAAUUCAUCUUAUGGAUAAAAAACACAGUGUUUUAAAAAAUUCGGUGUUGGCAUUUGUGGAGGAAAUUCUCGAAGAUCUUAAUAAUUCCAACUCAGUUCAAGUUGCUGGAGUAAGUGACAUGGUAGUAGUGCAGCGUUACAGUAGGUCACCUUUUCCUGCAGAACUUGGGAAAAACUGA